Lindgomyces ingoldianus is the source of this 1445-nucleotide messenger RNA. RefSeq names its product WD40 repeat-like protein. NCBI's taxonomy places the organism in Eukaryota, Fungi, Ascomycota, Dothideomycetes, Pleosporales, Lindgomycetaceae. The coding region runs from base 74 to 1153 and encodes 359 amino acids. Gene Ontology annotation, cellular component: catalytic step 2 spliceosome. Gene Ontology annotation, molecular function: protein binding; RNA binding. The record is from RefSeq and is a predicted model, not a curated record. The transcript is spliced from 4 exons.
CCCACCCCAUGCCUCCAACACUACGCACUCACGUUAUAGCGUACUUCGCUCGUUCAAUAACGCAGUCUUCGCUAUGUCUGCCGGAAAGCGUCCUGCCGCUGACUCUUUCGGCUCAACGCAAUUAGUCAAACGCGCCAAGUCGGACGCAAAUAUUGGGGGAAACUCUCAGGUGGCAGUGGUGAACGGCCCGGUGCAAAAUGGCGAGCUCAUACAGGCUGUCCCGCGCCUCUCCUCUCUUCAGUCGCCGGUCAUGGAAUUGGCUGGCCACACUGGAGAGGUGUUCGCUGCUCGAUUCGACCCGACGGGCCAAUACAUCGCCUCAGGCUCUAUGGACCGAUCCAUAUUGCUAUGGCGAACAUCUGGCGCCUGCGAUAACUUCGGCGUCUUGAGUGGGCACAAACAAGCCGUGCUGGACCUACAUUGGUCGCGUGAUUCAAGGGUGCUGUACUCAGCUUCGGCCGACAUGCAGUUAGCGAGUUGGGAUACCGAAACUGGCCAGAGGAUACGUCGGCAUCCUGGUCAUGAAGAAGUCAUCAACUGCAUGGAUGUUCGAAAGCGCGGCGAAGAGUUACUUGUCAGCGGCUCGGAUGAUGGGUCUAUCGGAAUCUGGGAUCCGCGAAUGAAAGAAGCCAUAGACUACAUCGCGACCGAGUUUCCCAUCACAGCAAUUGCGUUGAACUCCGACACCAACGAACUAUUCACGGGCAGCAUCGACAACGACAUCAAAGUCUGGGAUCUCCGUAAAAAGGCCGUUACAUAUGCACUGCUUGGACAUACAGAUACCGUUACUUCAUUGGCAAUCUCUCCGGACGGCCAGUCGCUACUUUCGAACUCACAUGACUCCACGGUUCGCACUUGGGACAUCAGACCUUUCGCUCCAGCCGAUCGACGCAUACUCACUUAUGACGGCGCACAGCGAGGGAUGGAACCUAAUCUACUCAGGGCGUGCUGGGACAUCAAAGGUGAAAGGAUAGCCGCGGGAAGUGGUGAUGGGAGCGUAGCCAUCUGGGACGCACGUACCAAGAAACUCUUGAACAAACUUCCAGGUCAUCGCGGAGCAGUGAACGAUGUCCGCUUCUCGCCUCGGGACGAGCCCAUAAUACUUUCUGCGUCUUCGGAUCGCACGCUCAUGCUCGGGGAACUAGGCAAGUGAGGAGGUUAUUGAGAAACAUGGCUUCAGAGCGGUGGUUGAGAAUAGAUCUUUUGGUUACUCCACAGUGGAUGCAGUCGCAAAGCGCGGGGGGAUCGUUCGGCGGACGCCAUGCAUGUCACAGGGGCCGCACCUACAGGCUGGACACAUCGGUGCGACGUGAAGUGCUCAGAGACAGGGUCCUAGUGUUGGCGAGUUCUGAACAACGAAAAUGCGCCAGGGGACACGAACUUGUGUAUACUUGUCGUACAACGACACGCAAAUCCAAGCUGUCGACCGAAAUAUCAGAUACUUG